AUGGCUGGUGAACUGAUUGCUGGUGCUUUCCUUUCCGCCUCCUUUGAGAAGUUCUUCGAUAUGAUAAUUUCUAGGGAGGUCCUAAAAUUCGUUAGAGGAAAGAAACUCGACGAUGGGUUGUGCAAGAAGUUCGAGAUCCUGUUAGUGUCGGUUAAAGCAGUGCUGAAUGAUGCUGAGAAGAAGCAAAUCACUGACGAAAAUGUGAGGAAGUGGCUCGAUCUGCUCAAAGACACCUUGUACAAUGCAGAGGACUUGGCCUGUGAGAUGGAGACCGAAGCUUCGCUAUGCAAGGAGAAAGAUCAGUCUCGAAAACGUAAAUUCCAGCAGGUAUUCGAAUCCAUCUCAUCUAUAUUCCAUACUGAUAACAAUCUAGAAGAUAGGAUAGUGGAGAUCAUUCACACACUAGAAUACCUUGUCAACCAAAACCAUCUCCUUCGUUUGAUCACUACAUCACAAGGAUCAUGUGGUAGGCGCUAA
Ziziphus jujuba (common jujube) is the source of this 477-nucleotide messenger RNA. Its product is annotated as putative disease resistance RPP13-like protein 1. The record is from RefSeq and is a predicted model, not a curated record. Bases 1 to 477 code for a protein of 158 amino acids. Lineage: Eukaryota; Viridiplantae; Streptophyta; Magnoliopsida; Rosales; Rhamnaceae. The transcript has 2 exons.